CAGAAACGUGGAAAACGGAAAGGAAGUAUACCUCUAAGCUCAGUGAAAGCAGUAGAGUUUGUUGAAGACACUGCAUUUGACCAUGAAGUCAAGAAAUACUGCCUUCAAGUGAGUUCAGUAUACUCUCACUGAUAAACCUCUCAUGGAGUUCUGCAUGGGGUGCUUGGAAUAAGGUUUCUAUUGACUCCUGAUCAAAUAUAAAAUUCUCCUUUGAUUCACAAUCAUAAACAAGACAAGUGUAGAAGAAUUUCGCACUUAAUCAGAAGUCACCAGGGCUUAAAUUAUUUAUUCUAGGAAAUUGUUCUGGUCUGUCUUUUCCUGAAUACAAACUGUGCUUAUUAGGCUGCUAAUCAAAAUAAUAUUAUAACAUGUUCAGCAUAUUUGCAUACCACACAACAGUGCUAACAUUAUUUCAAAUAGUCUAGCUUGGGUGUUCAUUGCAUGUAGAAGUCUAAUUUCUGUUUAUUGGUGAAUUUAGCUUUUUUAUGCCGGUCAUGUUGAAACGCAGACCAUGCAGACUGCAGACUGCAGACUGUGCAGACCGUGCAGACUGUGCAGACUGAGUGUUAUUUUUUUGAAAUUGUACCGUAACCCAUUCGCCCCUGAACCGCCCGUAACCGCCUGUGCGGAUCCACAUUCUUUCUACCCUUUGUGACGUCAUCAGUUUUAAUGGUCAAGGACAACUUUGCCCGCUAACUUGUGCAGAGUGAAGAGAUCUUUCAAACUAUACCAGAAUGAGCACAAUUCAGUCAAGGAUACUGGAGAAAGAGGCAAAAAACCAUGUAACAUUGACCUGAAAAUCUCCAUGAAAAUCUUGUUCCAUUGCCCACCUACCUUUCCUUUCACCUAAUCCUACGAUCCUAAAAGCUUUCCUAAAAACUAUUCCCACCAAAAUGAAGCCUACUAAAUGCCCAGCAAGAGAAAACAAUGACAAGCAAAAACGAUGACAAGCGGUAUCUGUAAGAUUUGAAGAAAUGACAGCAAGUCACCAGUUGAAUUACAGAGUGAAACCAAAGACGAUUAUCAACAAUCAAGGAAAUUGAGGAAAUGCCUCUCUUGUAGCCAUUGUAGGAAGCCAAAAACGGUUUUAUUUUAAGUAGCUCAACCUGAAAAAGCUUCUUCUACUAAGAAAAUAAAUAAUCGUGGCAAUAUAAUACAGUUACAGAAAGAGACGGCUUACCUUCCUCCAUCGUGCUCACUCCUGCGUGAAAGCGGCGCAGCUUGAAAAGCACGCGAAACUGCUUUUACAUCUGCUGGUAAACAUGAGCCCGUGAUUUUCUCAUUUCCUAUGACCCUUGCAGGUACACAUCAGUGCACACUGUAUAUGAUGGUGAUGCACAGUGCACAUAAUGAGAGGAAGCAGGAAACUAUAGUAAAAAUUUUACUAGAAAAUUAAGGUACAAGUAAAAAAAUAAUACUCAGUCUGCACAGUCUGUACAGUCUGCACGUACGGUCUGCACAGUCUGCAGUCUGCAUGCAGUUUGCAGUCUGCAUGGUCUGCGUUUUAACAUGACCAUUUUAAUGCUGUAAACUCUGAACUUCAUCAUACUUCAGUUCUAAAAGAAGGUUACUGGAAUAGUAUCUUUCAGUGUGACUGAUUCUGUGUUCUUGAACUUACCAUUAAGAACAACUUACUGUCUUUGUUACUUUUAACCCAGAUGAUUAUAAUGUAGCCCUUGACAUCUAGCAUUGUUGUAUGUAAGCACCAAAUCUGGUGCAUGUGAUAGGUCAGUUAACAGAGUAACUGUGAGACAGCCAUUGUAGACUGCUGUAUUAUUUUCUCAAAAUGUUUUUAUUAUAGAUUUAUCAUAUUACAGGUACAUGUGUGAAUUCCAAAUCUUGUAAUGUUUACAUGUAUUUCAUAUGUCUAUUUGUGAAUGUUCUGACAAAGAGUGAAACACAUGUUCAGACCAUAGUCAACUUGAUAUGCAUUUACUAUCUAGUAAUUGCUUGGGUGAUGUCUACAUUAAUCUGUUUCACAGAUUAAUAAUAUAAUAAAUAUUAUAUUGAUCAUAUCCACAGGUUAAGUACACCAGCUAAGGACUAAUGAAGGCACUACCAUAUUUUUCUACUGAUCAACAGGUUGUCUAUGAUGAUCUGGUUUUGUACAUCAGUGCAAAAACCAAAGAUGAAAGAAAAGACUGGGUGGAUUCCAUUCAAGAUGGUACUUAA
Porites evermanni is the source of this 2172-nucleotide messenger RNA. NCBI's taxonomy places the organism in Eukaryota, Metazoa, Cnidaria, Anthozoa, Scleractinia, Poritidae. The record is from the annotation of a GenBank genome assembly.